CCAAACUUCCCCCAAAUUCCACCUGGGCGGAGACCAAGAAAACCCUGGCCGCCGCCGCAGCCGCCUCUCCUGAACGCUGUAGCCUUCCGUUUCUCCUAGAACCUCCAGCAAUGGAGGCAUCCCAGACUCCAAUAGAGACGACGGGUUCGAGGUGCGCGCCGGAGACGGCGCGGGGCAGGCACGAGUUCGAGAUCGCGGGCUACAGCCUGCAGAAGGACCUCAGUGUCGGGAAUUUCAUCAAGUCGGCGACUUUCGCCGUCGGCGGCCACGACUGGCGCAUCCGGUUCUACCCUAACGAUGGGGACGUCCUAACAGCGGAAGGCAAAGACACCGUCGCCGUCUUCCUCGAGCUCAUCAGCAAGACCGCCGAGGUGAGGGCGCUCUACGACUUUAGGCUGGUCGAUCUGGAAACCAUGCAGCGGUCCAAGGUUGUGGCGGGCGUGACGAAGCCGUCGGUAUUCAGCGCUCUGCAGCCGACCUUGGGCUUUCGAAAGUUCAUGAAGAAGAGCGUGCUAGAAGGGCGGCCUUUCCUCCUAAGCGACCGCCUUGUGCUAGUGUGCGACGUUACUGUAAUCAUGGGGACGCCGGUGUCUGAAUCCAGGACAUUGUGCAACAUCCAAGUGCCGCCCUCAGACUUGGUGGAUAAUCUUGGGAAAUUGCUGGAGUCGGAGGAGGGAGCAGAUGUGACAUUUAAGGUUGAAGACAAGGUUUUCCAUGCCCACAAGAUUGUGCUUGCAAUGCGGUCACCGGUAUUCAAGGUGGAGCUCUAUGGACCUAUGAGGGACAAGAAUCAGCCAAGCAUAACAGUCGAAGAUAUGCAGCCUGCUGUUUUCAAGGCCUUGCUACAUUUUAUCUAUAAGGAUUCGUUGCCUGUGAUGGACAAUCUUGAUGAAGAUGAGAAUACAGAAAUGGUGAAGCAUCUACUUGUGGCUGCAGAUAGGUAUGCCUUGGAGAGGAUGAAAUUGAUGUGUGAGAACAUCCUUUGCAAGAAACUUGAUGCUGGGAGUGUGGCAGCUGUUUUAGCUCUAGCUGAUCAGCAUCAUUGCAGCAAGCUCAAAGAUGCUUGCAUUCAAUUUAUCAACUCUUCCACUAAAAUGGAUGAUCUGGUGGCAAGCCAUGGCUAUGCACACCUCAAAAGAGCAUGUCCCACCGUCUUUGCGGAUAUAUGGGAGUGGUCAGCAAAAUUUCAUUAAUACAUAGCCUUGUAGGUAUUUGGACUGUCCUUUAGCUAUCCAGUGGUAUUUUAGAAUUUGGAGGAAGGUAGGUUUUGUGAAACGUAUGCCUGAUAUGUGGUGAUGGCUCCCAGACUCACCUUAGUAUGAAUCUGUGUUAAAGGCAUCAUGAUAUUCUGGCUAAACAGUAGACAAUUAGUUUACUGAUACAGUUAUCCUAUUAUGUCCUCCUUUCAUGUUUACCAAAGAGAAAUAGCCAGCAUGAUUUACUGAA
Messenger RNA from Panicum hallii, 1446 nucleotides. Its product is annotated as BTB/POZ and MATH domain-containing protein 2-like. Bases 111 to 1193 code for a protein of 360 amino acids. Gene Ontology annotation, molecular function: protein binding. Gene Ontology annotation, biological process: protein ubiquitination. Lineage: Eukaryota; Viridiplantae; Streptophyta; Magnoliopsida; Poales; Poaceae. The transcript has a single exon. The record is from RefSeq and is a predicted model, not a curated record.